Messenger RNA from Candida tropicalis MYA-3404, 513 nucleotides. RefSeq names its product Ras family GTPase (gene TEM1). Lineage: Eukaryota; Fungi; Ascomycota; Pichiomycetes; Serinales; Debaryomycetaceae. Gene Ontology annotation, cellular component: spindle pole body. The record is from RefSeq and is a predicted model, not a curated record. Gene Ontology annotation, molecular function: GTPase activity; GTP binding. Gene Ontology annotation, biological process: regulation of exit from mitosis. Bases 1 to 513 code for a protein of 170 amino acids. The transcript has a single exon.
AUGGUGAAAUAUGUCGAAGGGUCUUUUAAUGAUGACUAUAUUCAGACAUUAGGAGUUAACUUCAUGGACAAGAAGAUACAAAUUAAAAACACAACAAUAACGUUUUCGAUAUGGGAUCUUGGUGGGCAAAAGGAGUUUACAAAUAUGUUACCAAUUGUGUCGAAUGACGCGGUUGCCAUCUUAUUCAUGUUUGACCUCACAAGGAAAUCCACUUUGAAUUCAAUAAAAGAAUGGUACAGACAAGUCAGGGGAUUUAAUAAAACUGCCAUACCAUUUCUAGUGGGAACCAAAUAUGAUCAAUUCAUAGAUUUAUCAUUCCAAGAUCAAAUUGAAAUUACACAACAAGCCAAGAAGUUUGGAACAGCAAUGAAAGCGCCAGUUAUAUUUUGUUCCACUAGCCACUCGAUCAAUGUCCAGAAGAUAUUUAAGAUAAUAUUAUCCAAAGCUUUUGACUUGAAGUUGAAGCUAGAUCAGAUAGAGAAUGUUGGUGAACCAAUAUUGAUUUACAAAUAA